This is a messenger RNA of Puccinia graminis f. sp. tritici CRL 75-36-700-3, 1050 nucleotides long. RefSeq lists its product as uncharacterized. The transcript is spliced from 2 exons. Bases 1 to 1050 code for a protein of 349 amino acids. The record is from RefSeq and is a predicted model, not a curated record. NCBI's taxonomy places the organism in Eukaryota, Fungi, Basidiomycota, Pucciniomycetes, Pucciniales, Pucciniaceae.
AUGCCUCCGACUCGACGUUUGAGUGAGUAUCCUCCACCCGCAUCCCAGGCGCCUUCGGUGUUUUGCAACUGGCCGGCCAAUCCGCAGGCUCCCAACGGACCGGCUGUUUCAACCCCCACGGCCUGGAAUGACAGCUCUCCCGAUCAAGAUCAGCCCCGCCUUUCGCUGGCUCACCACCACGGUCCCACUUUGCCCCAUCAAGUUUUGCCGGUCGAGAAGGGGCAGCAGUUACCCACCUUAGGGCUAGUUUCAUCCGGUCGACCACCGUUACCACGUUCGCGCAUGUUCCAGUGCGAUAUCACUUUUCUGAUCUACUGUGCUAAAAAGAAUAAGCAGAAGAAGACCGUUUGGACAUCCCUCAAGUCGGACGUCGACAUGUCGAUCUCAUUUGACUGCCAGACAAUAAACUUGAACCAAUUCCAACAUCUUGUGUCAACCAAAUGCACCGGCCCUUACCCAAAGUUACCGGAAUUGCUUGAGCAUUGUACACACUCGUCUCCACCUUCCAUCCGCUGGGUUGGGUACAUGGGCCGAAACCCCAAUUGGCUCAAGACAGGAUCCCAAUCGGUUGUGGAUCCCCCUACCUUUUUGGCCUGGAUACAAGAAAUCAUUAAGUCGGGGGUGAAGAAGGGAGGCGUGUACCUCAAGAUGGCCAACCCCAGUGACGGAAAUAAACUUGCCGCAAGCAACGAUUCGAUUGCGGCGACUGUGCGACGUCAUGAGGCCCAAGUGGCCACGGCCAGGGCGGCGUUUGGAACUCAACCGCUUCCGUCAGGGUCUGCAGCUCCGUCCGAGUCCCAGGCCAUUGGGCAGGGCCUCUUUGAUUUGAAUGAGGACGCGGAGGACUCUUGUGACGAGUCGUUUGAUGCGCGGAAGAUCAUUGAAGAGGAGAUUUUCAAGAAGUACGUCGGGAACGUUGGUGUGGACGUUAACCAUACGGUAUACCCUCACCCAACGGAUAUCAAUCGUUAUAUCAUCCUGACCUCUGGGAAUGUGGCCUCUUGGGCCAGAGCUAUUGUGUCAGCCUGCUAUGAAUCAGAGCCAGCCUGA